GGGUUCAACGUACAGAGCUCUCUCGUGCCUGCGAGCGAGCGCCACUAGCCGAUCGAUACGGCCGAUGCGCGAAAGCUCGUUCCCCGCCCCGUCCGAGAGUCUCCUCUCUUUCUCGCUCUACGCUGCUGCAGCGCCAGCCUGCAGUCUCCGGCGCAAGCUCGCGCCAGUCGUGUGUGUGCUCUUCUGUCUGUCUCUCUUUCUAUAUAUCUCUCUCUCCUCUCUUCCUACAGUGACUCCUAGUGAACCAAGAAAAUUUCCAAUGUGUAUGUGACGCCAGCAGCUAUUUCAACUUCUUUUCGUUGCUUCGACAAACGCAUCUCUUUCGGUAAGGACAGCAAUCGAUGCCAGUAUUCUCAAUCUGAGGAAUCAAGUUGGCAAAUGAGACCUCGGUAUUUGCAUAUCCCGCGUGAAAGAGAACAAAGUUCCACGAGCAUAGACGAAGCAGCGCCACAGAUGCCAGCGUAGGCGCGUUCGUGAUCUCGUCAUCCGCGAGCGUCGACCGAGCAACAACGGAGUGGUCAUCCGAGUCCGCAACGGUCGCAGUCGCCAUCGGAAUCUUCGGGCCACAGAAUGCUCAGCGCCGACUCACCGUGCGCACGGCGAGCGACGGUAAAGAAGACGUUGUUGACCAAGUCGAGGUCGUCGAGGUCGGCCGUUGCGACCACAAGGCUGCAGCAGCGAGCGCAACAACAAACACCGUGCAGUGCAGGGCGACGACGACGAGCAUCAGGCGCGUAAUAGCUAUGCCCUGCGCGCCCGAGGCGGCAGCCGCAGCAGUGUCACGCGAGAUGGCCGCCACGGCCAAGCACGAGUCCGCGCUGGUCAACCAGCGACGCAAGUUCCAGAGCGAUCACCCGACCUCGCCGAACAGCGCGAGCGGCGCCAGCCACAACUCGACGGCGAGCGCCGGCGGCGGCGGCGCGUCCGGCGACGAGGACAUCGCCGCCAUCGCCAAGCAAAUCAGCGACCACGCCGAGGCGAUCUACCAGACCUGGAAGAGCCGCGGCCUCGCGCCCACCGAGAUACUCAGCUGCCAGGCGGUGCCGACCGACAAGUUCGGCAGCGUGCUGUCGCCAGUCGGCAGUCCCCAGGCCAACAAGCCCGCGGCCGUCGACAUUCUCGCCCAGGACAACAACAAUCUGGAGAAACUGGUCAACAACUUCGUCGUGGAGGACAAGGCGCGGAGGCAGCGCUCGCCUUCCAAGAACCUGCCCUCCUCCAUAGCCUUCGCCCUGCAGAAGUUCGAGCAGAACUCCGCGCCGCUUCUGCAGCAGCAGGCGCCCGCGCAGCCGAAGACGCCGACGAGUCAGCUGAGGCCGACGAGCUUCGCCAGCCGCGGGGCGCAGAUGGUGAAGCAGCAGCAGCCGGCGCAGCAGCAGCACAAGGAGGUCUUCCUCGAGACCAUCGACGCCAAGACCACUCCGACCGGCGGCGAGUGGCCGCUCAAGGCCAAGCUCAAUGCCAAGAGUCCCGUCAACUCCAAUGCCAACUACUUGGACGAGGUGGCCCGGGAAGAGGAGCGACUGAUCAACGCUCUCAAGACCGGCGCGGUCAUCGGCGAGCUGGAGCGGCCCAAGCAGAAACCGGCGAUUGCUCGCGAGACCAAACCCAAAGUCGAGCCAGUCAAGCCAAUUCUCAUAUCACCUCAGGCCCUCACCUCCGCGGCUAUGGUCAACAACGUCCAUCUGGUCAAUUCUCCUGGCAGUGAGGCCAAGAAUCGGGACGUGCUGGACUUUGUCAAGGUGCGAUUUGGACAGACGGCGCUCACGCAAGAACCGAAGUCUGCCGAACCGAUUGUCUCGGCUACGAGGUCCAAGUUCGAACCAGCCGUCCAUUCCGAACCUGCCAAGGCGCUGGCCGACAAGGAGCCGAAGGAUGAGAAAGACUUUAUCGCGUCUCGAUGGGGUCUUCGAUUGAACUCUUCGCGACCGAGGCCCGUCGAGCCGGUCCCUCACCCCGAACUCACCAGCCAGCAGAAGCAACAUAUCCGGCAGGCAGCCACCAACACUGCCAAUCACAACCCAGUGCGGCCGUUUUUGACCAGAGGCUCUGUCGCUGAGAGAGUGCUCAUCUUCGAGAAGUGCCCCAGUGAACUGUUGCUUGACAAACGUGGCCCAAGACAGCCCGUCGCCAACACGUGGAGGACCAAUCAACAACAACAGCAGCAGCAGCAGCAGCAGCAACAGCAGCAUCAGCAACAGCAGCAGCAGCAGCAGCAGCAACCGCAACAGCAGCAGCAGCAGCAGACGCAGCAGGAGAUUCAAAGUAAACCACAGACCACAUAUCCAGCAGUCAAGCCACAGCCAAAGACUCUACCGCCACACACGACACUUCAGAGACAUGUUAAGACCAACAGGAAUGUUCAAAUACCGAGGUUCUAUUAUCCGGGCGGCAAACCCAGUCCUGUGUCUCAGGUCGAAACGACGAUCUCUCGGAUCACUGCGGCCUUCCACAGUCUUCCAGGUCAUCGAGCUUCUCGCGCGCAAUUCCAUGCCAUUACAAAGGCCUGUGAUUUACCGUUGUAUUGGAAGGUCCCACUUUUCUUAGCGUCUGGCGGCGACACAAACGGAAUUAUCGAAAUGAACGAGUUCCUCGACUUCUGGAAAGAACUGUGCAAAAUGCAUCACGACGCUGCGAGUAAAUUUGUAAGAAUAGUGACACGAGGCCUGAGAACAAGUAUCCUUCCGGAGGAUUUGAUCCCUUUGGUGCAGGACGUGGUGGAGACUCAUCCGGGACUGACAUUCCUGAAAGAGGCAACGGAAUUCCAUUCACGAUACGUUCACACGGUAAUCGCCAGGAUAUUUUACUGCGUUAAUCGCAGUUGGAGCGGCAAAAUCUCGGUACCCGAAUUGAGGCGAAGCAAUUUGCUCUCAGUGAUCAGCAUUUUGGAGCACGAGGAGGAUAUCAAUCAAGUGACCGCUUACUUUAGCUACGAGCACUUUUACGUGAUUUACUGCAAGUUCUGGGAGUUGGACAGCGAUCAUGAUCUCUUCAUUGACAAAAUGGAUCUUACGCGACACAAUGAUCACGCUGUAUCGAUGCGUAUGAUCGAGCGAAUCUUCAGCGGAGCCGUGACAAGAGGCGUGAAGAGUGCUAACGGUGUUCAGCAUCCCGAGGACAAAAUGAGCUACACCGAAUUCGUGUGGUUCUUGCUUAGCGAGGAAGACAAGAAUCAUCCUACAGCUAUCGAAUAUUGGUUUAGAUGCAUGGAUUUGGAUGGUGAUGGUUACUUGUCUAUGUAUGAGUUAGAGUACUUUUAUGAGGAGCAAUUACAUCGAAUGGAAAUGAUUGGCAUUGAGACGCUUCCGUUUGAGGAUUGCUUGUGCCAGAUGCUGGAUAUGGUUAAGCCCAAAAUUCCUGGAAGCAUAUCUUUGAGCGACUUGAAGAGAUGUAAAAUGACCUCUAUAUUCUUCGAUACAUUCUUCAAUCUCGAGAAAUACUUGGACCAUGAACAGAGAGAUCCAUUCGCAUCUGCUAGGGAUCACGAUGCAGAAGGGCACGAGUUAUCCGACUGGGAUCGUUUUGCAGCAGAAGAAUACGAACUGCUCGUGGCUGAAGAAAGUGGUAACGAUCAAGACGAUACUCAGAUUUACGGCAUCGAUGAAGACGGUCACAUAUUCGAUAAGCUGAUUGAGAAGGUAAAAAGUGCGCUCUUUACUCGCCCCAAGGACUCGCAACACGAUAGCUGUGAUAGCGAUGAUUACGCCGAUAGUGACAAUUGAAAGCAUUGUGUUGAUCAUAAAUUAUCCAGAUUGAACGAUGAACAAUAUAAAAAAAAACUCAAUAGAUAAUGCCCACCGCUGAUGGGAAAACUUGUAAAUAGUAGUCGUAACAUUGCGAUGGAAUAUUCUAUUAGAUUUAUUUGCGAUAAUAAGUGAGGCUCGAUUGCUGAAAAAAGUAUGAAGUAUUAGAGUAUGAAUGGUAUUGAGUAGGUAUCUAUUAAUGCAGCUAAUGUAGCGUUUGUUGGCUAUUUGUCGGAAAAAUGUCUUAUUAUUACAAAAAAUAAGUGUCCGAAGUCAAAGCUGAAAAACUAUCAAAAACGUUACUGAUUAUACUAAAGAUUAUGCCUAAACCUUUUUUUCGUUACUUUUAAGACUUUUAUCUUUAUUUUUAUGAAUAUACUUUUGUUUAAAAAAAUGUCUUCCAGAGUAAAGAACCAAACAUAGUAUGAUACUCUUACUCUUUUUAAUAAUCUUAACAUAAUCUUACUUUCGGCUACGUUUUUGAUACUUUUGCUUUUCAAUUACACAGUAUGGUAGUCCGAACAUUCAUGAGAUGUUACAUAACAGUAUGAUUAAUAUUAAAAAUGUGAACAACGUGAAAUUUUUUCUCUACAAAUUUAUGUUUAAAAUUGAAGUUAGAUAAAACCUAUGCGUACGUAAUCAUCAGUAUUUCGUGUUUGUGGUACAAAUACGAAUUGCUGGUCAUGAAAAAAUUCAUAUAUUUAAAAAUAGGUUCUUCAAACAAAAGGAACAAUAUAAAGUGCUAAAGGUAAAAGUUUUGCAUAGUGAAUCAUGUCGAAUAAAAGUUCCAAAAUAAUAAUGAAUAAAUAUUUGUAUAUGGAUACGUAGAAUUGAUAUUUAUGAAAAAGAGCUGCAUCCUUUUAUAAGAGAGAGUGUAGUAUGAUAAAAAUCAGUAAUUAGCAACAAAUUACGUAGUUGCUUUUAGUAAAAAUUUGUAAAGAAAUAUUAAUGCCAGAAUAAAAAUGUUCGUGAUCCAUAUCUAAAGGAAAUAACUUGUAGGUAAUUGGAAAAUUAUCUUUCAUAUAUUGAUUUACAAAUUAGUCACGUCUAUGAUGAUACAUCAUGAAUGCAAAAUCAAUUAUACAAUUUAAAAAAACUUGUGAUGUAGACGAGCACAAUUGUGUGUAGAGAACAUAUUUGUUUAAGGAAUCAUAUAUGGAAAAAAAAGGCCAAGACAAAUAAGGAACUAACAUUUAAGUUUCCCAUGUAUGAUUUUUUUACCUUGUCAAAUUACAGUACAGUAAAGAUUUUUACUACUUCAAUUUUUAAAAGUAUCACUAUUCUAAUGAUAAUUAAAUAAGUGUAUCCGUACACCAUAAUGGGUGGUAAAAAAUGAUUCUGCCAAGAGUUUUAGGUAGAAUUUGUGACUUCUUGCCAUACGAAGCUAACCUUUUGUAGAUUAAUUGUAGAUUUUUUAAGUUGUCAAGACUGUUGAGUUGUAUAUAUGUUUCUUUAAUUUUCUUUUGAUGUAUGUAGUUUUUACGCAUGUGCACACACAUACAAUAAAACGAAAUUUAAUAAUCUAGUCCAAAGCGUGCUAUUGUAUAUCUUUUAUUAAUGAUUAUUGAGCUAAAUGAAUAUAUUUACUAAUCAAAUAUACUGGAAAAACGUAAUAAAAGAAUAACGUCCGACAAUAUCGGGGAUGCAUCUGUGUCGACGAAAACCAUAAGUGUAAACGUGAAAAAAUUAUAUGGUGUAUAAUACGUAUGAAUGUAGAACGUCAUUCAACUAUGUUAUUUAUAUAAAACAAAAGUUAUACGUCAUUUUUUUUCCAUUGCGAAUGUAUGAUAUUUUUUCUUCGAAGAAGCGAAUCUUUUUCAGAUGAAUGGCUUAUUCUUAUUCGUGAAAAUUACGUACUUACAAAUGAUGAAAAAGAAAAGUGUAACUCUAACAAUUAGAUCGCAUAAACUCUUUGAACAAUCUACUGUUCAUUAGGUAAUUAAAAGUUGAAAUUAUAUGCUUAAAUAUUUGCAUAUCGUAUUAAUAGAAAAAAUUACUUUUAUAUAGGGAACAUACAUUAUUCUGAUCAUCACAUUUCUCUGUUGCCAGCCAGCAAUUUGACUUAUGACUAGUUCUUUGCGAUUGAGAAGGAUAACUGGUAGAGAAACGAGAAUGGGAUCGAUUUAUUUAAUCAUCCAAAGAUGUAUUAUUUAUGUUACUGUUAGAGAGACGAUUAAAAGAAUCUUGUUAUGGUUUUUUACGAUAUUUAUAUGCAUUCGUUUUAUUGUAUUCUUCUUGUGAAGGGAUUAGUACAAGCAAAAUUUGCUAGGUACAAUCCUAAAUAUUUACCAGUGCAUUUGAUAUUUUCAAUUGUUAUAUUUAUUGAUUACUAUAUAUUAUAGAUUUAUCAUUGUUUGAGCAUCUAUGGAUGCGGUGAAAUGAUUUGUAAACUAAUUAAGAGACAGAUUUUCGGUUUUUGCUUCUGUUGAUAAAAUAUGCGCUGAACUUACGAAAGCAGCGAGAUUAUGUUUUAAAACAUUUAUAUAUUACGUCAGCUGCAUGAACAUCAUGUACUCUAUUUUAUCGUCUUUCGAUAUUUAACGAUAAAUUGAUCGAAAAGCGAAAAAAAGUCACAUUUUGUGUACCUAUUUCAUUUAUAUGGGUAUAACGUAAUAAUGUAUGUUUUAGUUAUGGAAUAAUAUGUAUAUACCUUCACAUAUGUUUUGUUAGUUAUGCAUGAUUAGAUAAGUGAUACGGAAGCUUCUGAAUAAAAGUGAAGAUAUGUUUCGAAUGUGAAGAGAAAAAAUAUAUCCGUCGCAGUUCUGCCUUUUCCAAGCUGGUUCAUGUGCGCUUUUUUCUCCGUCUCUAAUUAUCAGUUACCCGAUUAAUAGAAGUGUGUAUUUUUAAUAAGGCAAACAGAUUUCCGAGAAGUAAAAAUAAUUGUGGGUGAUAAAAGAAAAUGACGAUGAUAUAUAUCUUUUUAGGUCUGUAAAGUCAAUGCGACAGCAGCCUUAAAUUUUCAAAUAUCACACUACGUCAAUGUACAACGCAUAAGUACCUCGACUAUUUAUCUUAAUAAACGUUACGUAA
Messenger RNA from Phymastichus coffea, 6773 nucleotides. Its product is annotated as formin-J-like. Lineage: Eukaryota; Metazoa; Arthropoda; Insecta; Hymenoptera; Eulophidae. The coding region runs from base 744 to 3722 and encodes 992 amino acids. The transcript has 13 exons. Gene Ontology annotation, cellular component: protein phosphatase type 2A complex. Gene Ontology annotation, molecular function: calcium ion binding; protein phosphatase regulator activity. The record is from RefSeq and is a predicted model, not a curated record. Gene Ontology annotation, biological process: protein dephosphorylation.